Cydia splendana is the source of this 915-nucleotide messenger RNA. Its product is annotated as piggyBac transposable element-derived protein 3-like. The record is from RefSeq and is a predicted model, not a curated record. Bases 1 to 915 code for a protein of 304 amino acids. NCBI's taxonomy places the organism in Eukaryota, Metazoa, Arthropoda, Insecta, Lepidoptera, Tortricidae. The transcript is spliced from 4 exons.
AUGGGUAUUGUUGAUAUGCCAGCUUAUACUGACUAUUGGUCAAAAUUCCUGAGGUUCGAUAAAAUAGCAGAUGUAAUGAGCUUAAAGCGUUACGAACAAAUCCGACGAUAUCUUCAUUUUGCAGACAAUGAAAUGGACGAUGGUGAUCGAUACUAUAAAAUCAGACCAUUUCUUGAAAGAGUCCGUCUUAAUUGCUUAAAAGUCGAAGAGGAAAACCAUUUCAGCAUUGAUGAAAUGAUGGUACCCUAUAAAGGCACAAGAGCGGGCUCAAGAAAGCAAUUUGUUAAAAAUAAACCUCGCAGAUGGGGGUAUAAGGUAUUCGUUCGAGCAGGAAUGACUGGAUUAGUGUAUGACUUUUUGAUUUAUGGAGGGGAAGACACUUUUCGCUACCAUGCCUUUACUGAAGAGGAAGACUGUAUGGGUUUAGGUGCAAAAGUUGUUAUAGCACUAUCACAGAGUAUUCAGCUGCCUGCUUGUAAAGUAUUAUACUUCGACAACUUCUUUACGUCGUUAGAAUUGAUUCACCAUAUGAGGAACGAGUAUGGGAUUUUCAGUUUAGGUACUAUAAGGUCGAAUCGUUUGCGUGAAGCCAACAAAAAAUUACCCACUGAUAAGAAUCUAAAGAAAAAAGGACGUGGUGCUCAUGCUCAAGUAGUCUCAAAUGAAAGCAAUAUUGCAAUAGUCAAAUGGUCGGACUCAGAAUAUGACUCAACCUGCGAAUACAUGUCCUGUAUGACAAGCAAGAAGAAUUCCAAGACUAAGGACCUUGCACAGAGAUCGGACUCAGAGGAAAAGGAGGUUUUUAACGAGCAGACUGGAAAGAAACAGAAGACUCCUGCACAGAAAAGAUCUGCGGAGGGGGACACGAAAGCUUCUAACAAUAAAAAACAGAAGGCGUCUACUUCUAAAACGUAA